CCCUGCCGCCGCUCGGGAGGUGCCCGCGCCGGGAGCGGAGCGUGGUCACGGUCCGGAGCCGGUUCCCCGCGAGCGCCGAGCGCCGCCCCGCAGCGCGAUGGGUGCCGGGGCACAGCCCGGCUUCGCCUGCCCGCCUGUGGGCAGCGGGAGCGCCCGCGCGGCGCGGGGCAGCUGAACCCCGCGGCGGCGGAGCGGGGAACGGGACGGGUUUGUCGCUGCCUUCCCGGGAACGCCGCGAGUGAGCCCGAGCGGCCGCUGUGGAUUUUACGUUCGCUUCCCCGCAACCCGGGGCCGGUCGGGCGGCUUUCCGGGAAGGAGCCCAGGCGCUGUGCGAUGGAUUGAGCCCGGCCGCGCCCGCAGCACACGCAGGUGCGAUGGGCAAUCGGGGGCUCCGGGGCACCCUCCGCUGCCUGCUGCUCGGCGCGCCGCUGCUGCUCCUCGUCACCGCUACCUUUACCGAAGUUCCCAAAGAUGUGACGGUUAGGGAGGGAGAUGAUAUUGAGAUGCCUUGUGCUUUCCGAGCCAGCGGAUCCACUUCUUACUCCUUGGAAAUCCAGUGGUGGUACCUUAAAGAACCAGCCAGAGAACUUGCACACGAAUUAGCCAUCAGUGUCCCUGGCAGCAGGAGCAAGGUGACAAGUAAGGAUGCGACCAAAAUCAGUACCGUCCGCGUCCAGGGCAACGACAUCUCGCACCGGCUGCGGCUGUCGGGCGUGCGGCGGCAGGACGAGGGCGUCUACCAGUGCCGCGUGGCGGACUACAGCGACGACGAGACGCGGGAGCACCGGGCCCAGGCGCUGCUGCGCGUCCUGUCCCGCUUCGCGCCGCCCGACGUGCAGGCGGCGGAGGCCGUCUCGCACAUCCAGAGCGGGGCGGCCCCGCGGCGGCACGGCCCCAACGACCGCCCCACGCCGCCGCCGCCAGGGCCCGGCAAGCGCCCGGCCCCACGGGAUGGCGCCGCUUCUGCCACCGCCCCGGCCGCCGCAGCUGCCACCUCGGCCUCGCCGGCCCCCGGACAGGCCGCGAUCCUCCGCCAGCAGCACGGGUCAGGUACAGGACCUAUUUAUGCUACAGAUCCACUCCUCUAUAUGGCCCUCUUACUACUGCAUCAGCUUGUACAUUUGUUAGUAAACCACUGAUCGACUGCUUCCUCCAUUCCUCUGCAGCCAAGAACCUAUUUAAACCUGAACAAACUCCUGACAAACAAUACCUACGGUUUUAAAGAUGGACAGAAAGAGACUGCAAGCAGCAUGAUCAGUUCUCUGUAGGGGAUAAACAUAUUUUUGGGGAUGUCACAGAAAAUAAACCACUUAGAAUAAUGCAUCUAGUUUCCAGACUCUCUGGUGUAAAGCCCUGCUCUGUGCAUGGCACUUUUGAUUUCUCUAUUUUAAUGUAAUGUUUUUUCUUUUCUAAACCUUCCCUCUGACUCUUCAUUUUGCACGAACUGUUGAGCAGUUGUUACAAUAUGUAAAGAUGUUGGGUCAAAGCCUUUCCUAAAAAAGGAAAUAUUUUUAGUAGAUUGUUGUGUUUAGGUUUUUUGGAUUUCUUUUUUCUUUUUUUAAUUAAAUUAUUUCUUUUGGAGACAUUUUAAUUAAAAAGGUACAUCUUACCAUAAUUAAUAUUCACUGUCAAUAAUAUUUAUUUUUAAAUGAAGAUGAUUGGAAACAAGGUAAGACAUUUGUUUAUAAACUGUAUUGUAUAUUGCUGGAUAACAGUUGAAUAAAAAGAUUUUGAAAUAAAGUUUCU
This is a messenger RNA of Pezoporus flaviventris, 1746 nucleotides long. It is a transcript of the gene VSTM2B, whose product is annotated as V-set and transmembrane domain containing 2B. The transcript is spliced from 5 exons. Lineage: Eukaryota; Metazoa; Chordata; Aves; Psittaciformes; Psittacidae. The record is from RefSeq and is a predicted model, not a curated record. Bases 375 to 1139 code for a protein of 254 amino acids.